This is a messenger RNA of Cololabis saira (Pacific saury), 3359 nucleotides long. RefSeq names its product matrix metalloproteinase-17-like. Bases 346 to 2127 code for a protein of 593 amino acids. Lineage: Eukaryota; Metazoa; Chordata; Actinopteri; Beloniformes; Belonidae. The record is from RefSeq and is a predicted model, not a curated record. The transcript has 10 exons. Gene Ontology annotation, cellular component: extracellular matrix. Gene Ontology annotation, biological process: proteolysis; collagen catabolic process; extracellular matrix organization. Gene Ontology annotation, molecular function: metalloendopeptidase activity; zinc ion binding.
AAGCGCACGCAGCUGCUUUGGUCUCUCAGUGUUGGAGACUGCGCUGUCAGGAGCGGAUCCCGCGAGUCUCGCAAUGGGAUAUUAACCUGAACUGGACUUCGCGUAAACCAAGAGGGCACAGUUUCUUUCAUCAGACCCCUUUAGACGAUAAUUAAGCUACAAGUGCUGUUAAUCCUUCUCACCCGCCCUUCCGCGGGUUUUAAUGUGUUUCAUGUGUUUGCGCUCAACAGUGAGGUAGACUUAUUCGGGCGCGUUUUUUCCACUGUCGGCGUGUAAUUUAUCCCGUGGAUGCGGCUGUCGGGGUCGACGCUUGAGCCCCGCAGGACCAGCCUGUCAUAGGGCAUCAUGAUUUCUCCGGUUCUGCCCAAGUGGAUAAGGAAUAUCCCCCCAGAGAUGCUGCUGUUAUUGUGUUUUAUACUCCAAAGUGAAGCGGCUCCUUCUCUCAGCACCGAGCAGCUGGACAUGGGGGUGGACUGGUUGAGUAAGUUUGGCUACCUCCCACCCCCUGACCCAGUGACCGGCCAGCUUCAGACCAAGGAGGCCCUAACCAAGGCCAUCAAAGCCAUGCAGAAGUUUGGAGGGCUAAAGGAGACUGGAGUCUUAGACCAAGCCACUCUGGUUCUGAUGAAAACACCCAGAUGUUCCCUACCAGACUUUUCUCAGGCUGAGGGGACAACAGGGCGCAGAAAACGAAGCCUGACCUCUCAGAACAAAUGGAAUAAGAGACAUUUGACCUGGAGAGUGAGGAGCUUCCCCAAAGAUUCAGCCUUACUGGGCAGGGACACUGUCCGAGCCCUCAUGUACUACGCCUUAAAGGUCUGGAGCGACAUCGCACCCCUGAACUUCCAUGAAGUGGCCGGCAGUGACGCAGACAUUCAGAUCGACUUCACUAAGGCUGACCAUAAUGAUGGUUAUCCCUUCGAUGGGCCGGGGGGCACCGUGGCGCACGCUUUUUUCCCCGGUGAGAGGUUCACAGCUGGGGACACGCACUUCGAUGAUGACGAGGCCUGGACCUUCAGAUCACCAGACUCUCACGGGAUGGAUCUGUUUGCAGUCGCAGUCCACGAGUUCGGUCAUGCCAUCGGCCUCGUGCACACCUCAGCGAUGGAGUCCAUCAUGAGACCGUACUACCAGGGUCCUGUGGGAGACCCUCUGAAAUAUGAUCUGCCCUAUGAGGACAAAGUACGCGUCUGGCAGCUCUACGGUGUCAGAGAUACUGUGUCCCAUACAAAUCAACCAGGCAACCCUUCUCAGACACCUGAGCCUCCUGUGCUGCUGGACCUUCCUGAAAACAGAUCCACUGUCCUGCUGGCACGAGAUGUCCCAGACAGAUGCACGAGUCACUUUGAUGCAGUGGCCCAGAUACGAGGGGAGGCCUUCUUUUUCAAAGGGAAAUACUUCUGGCGACUAACAAGAGAGAAGCACCUGGUGUCUCUGCGUCCAGCUCAGAUCCAUCGCUUCUGGAGGGGCCUCCCAACCAACCUGGACAGCUUUGACGCUGUGUACGAGAGACCCAGUGACCACAAAAUAGUGUUUUUUAAAGGUCUAAAAUACUGGGUAUUUAAAGACAAUAUCGUGGAAGAGGGUUACCCCCGACCAAUCAGUGACUUUGGGCUCCCAAUAGAGGGUGUGGAUGCAGCCUUUGUUUGGCUACACAAUGAUAAAACCUACUUCUUUAAAGACAACCAUUACUGGCGCUAUGACGACCACCUGAGACGUAUGGACCUGGGUUACCCUAAAGACAGCAGCCUCUGGAAAGGUCUGCCACACCAGCUGGAUGAUGCCAUGAGGUGGUCUGAUGGUUCAUACUAUUUCUUCAAGGGGAAGGAGUACUGGCGAGUGCCGGGCAGUGACAUGGAGGUGGAGGCAGGAUACCCCCGCCUCACUGCCAAGGACUGGCUGUUCUGCACUGAGAUGCAGUCGGACUCUCCGGGCGCAGAGACCAAAAGCACGGAGACGAGAGUCAACGUGCACCCCCACCCUGACCACGCGGAGAAUGGAUACGAGGUGUGCUCCUGCACCUCGGACGGCGCCUCACCUUUAGGAACCCUCCCCUUUCCGUCUUCCAUCCGGCUGCUGCCAACUCUGUGGACACUCCUACUGACCCUUUGCUCUGAACUGCUAUGAUGCUAAAGCAUGAGACUUAAGUGCUAUAACAUGAGAACAACUGGAAAAUGUUGAUAUUAUGACAUAUUUUAUUACCUUUUUUGCUCUGAUUCUGCAGUUAUUUAUUUAAUGUCAUUUUUUUUAGGGGGCGCUGCCAUCAAAAGCAGUCAUUCUAAUGGGCCUCACCCAACUCUGAAUGCUUUAACUUUUUUUUUUGUUUUCAUUGAAUGAUCAAACUUACACAUUUCUGCAGAUAAACUCAUUCCUGAACAAACGUGUAAUGCCCAGAGCAGUAAACUGAAAUCCUUCGUCUUCGUGUACAGCAGGUUUACACCAACAAACGUGCAGAAGCGCUAGUUAAACUCAUUCUGAGAAAACAGUAUGUGUAAAAAAACGCCAACACACACAAUAUACAGUAUACUUUAAUGAGCUGGUUCACAGACAAUUUGGCUCCAAAUUUAUUCAAAAUGACUUAAAAUAAAUGAAUAAAAAGAAAUUACUUAACACUUUCCUCAUGUUGUAUUGAGCCAUGUGGAUGAUUUGAUUAUAUUUUUCACCCCAGCAAAGUGGAGAUGAAAGGAUUUUUACUAAAUUUGAAAAGUCAGUCGUAAUUUCUUUUUCAUACACAUGAUUUGGGGGUUCUUCUGGGUACCCCUCAUGACUCAAAGGUAAUGUCUGCGGUGAAAAUACUUUACAGUAAUUUCUGAAAAGGAUCCAAAGUAACAGAAACACUGCUGCUACCACACCGUCAUCAGUGCCACAAUUAAUGCUUUUAUUCAUCUCCAAGUGUCACAGAAACAGGGAAAUAUAACCAAAUCAAUCUUUGUGGUAGGAUGGUGCCAGGGAUGAAUUACAUUCAUUUUAGUUUUGGUGUUUAAGAAGAAUGGGGUUUUGUUUUAGAGAAACUCCAGAAAUCCAUCUUUGUUUCCUUAAAUGCUUGCAGUGAGCUUGACCACAGCAACUGGUGUUCACAGGUGAAUUUGGAGCAUUUUUUUUUUUUUUGUACACGUUGCUUGCUGUCAAAUCUAGGCUUGAUUAUGUCAUACGAAUUUGAUGCAUUCAGUUUUCUUUUCCAAAUCAUUUCCAGCAUCGCCUCCAGCUCCAUCAUUGUGGCCCAUGGAUUUAUUCUAGUUGUAAACAUAUAUUUACUGAUGAACCGAUACGAUGGAGUUGGAGGUUUCUGCGGUGAUCGCAUCACCAAACGGACUGUGCAUAUUUUAAGCUGUGUUUUUUUUAAUGUAAGAUAUUUUUGU